Ahaetulla prasina is the source of this 1500-nucleotide messenger RNA. It is a transcript of the gene REDIC1, whose product is annotated as chromosome 7 C12orf40 homolog. The record is from RefSeq and is a predicted model, not a curated record. The transcript has 8 exons. NCBI's taxonomy places the organism in Eukaryota, Metazoa, Chordata, Lepidosauria, Squamata, Colubridae. The coding region runs from base 1 to 1500 and encodes 499 amino acids.
AUGAACUGGGUUGGGGGGUCCCGUCGAAGAAUCAUGCUUACUAAAGAGAGAAGAAAACAGAAGGAUUUUUUUGAAAAGGAAAAACUUAAGUCAAAGAUGAAGUUACUGGGAGUAUCUCCUUUGAAAAGCUCAGCUGUCAGUUUGGACCUACUCAAUCUCUACGUUGUUAAUCAGAUCUCUACAAAGAAAGAAAAUGCUGAGAAUAUUCGAAAGCCAAUUCAUGUUGAUAUUAACAGAGAAACUCAAAUUCCUUUGAGAAAGCAAAAUGUAGAAUUUCCCAAGUCACCAGAAUGCAGACCAGCUAAGCUGUCCCUUGAUGACAUCCAGCACAGAAUACAAGAAGAAAUCUUGGAUAGCAGAAGAAAAUACCUUUAUGAAAAAGCCAGCAUUCAUUCUGAAGUAAGUCCUGGAUACGGUAACUCCAUUGAUAAGGAUUCUGGAAAGAGUCAAGCAAACGGGGAAGAAUCAUUGUUUGGUACUAUAAACGACCAGAUAAAGACUAACCAAGAUGCAAACUUCCAGCCGAUUGCAAGUUUGUUUGAAGAAGAAAAUCAAUUUCUGACGUUUCCUCCUUCUCAGUCUUACUGUUCUUUUGCUAAAAAAAACUACAUUGACCAGCUAUUCACAGAUUUUGGAGAUGCAAAAGAAAUAUUUGGUAAACCCAGCCUGUAUGACAGUGAAGAAGCGCAUCAGACGGUAGGUCCUGCCCACUGUGCAGCUGAGAGGGAUCUCACAAGCAUCCUCACGGCUCCAGAAAUGAUUUGCUCCCUUAACAACCAACGCUUAAAUGCAAUAAACCAGAAUCCAAACUGGAAUCGGUUGAAACCCUGCAGUAGCCAGAAGAAAAAUCCUGUAGAGUUAUCCGAUCAGCAGAAACUUACUACGUUCUUGGAUAAUACAGAUGAUGAUUCCCAGUUAAGUAGUCAGUCACCCACUUAUUCUCCAGAGCAAGCAGAUCGACAUACCAAUUCUUCCUCUGACGAGUCUAGACCAGAGGAGGGCAAUGAAGGAGCGUCAUCAGAUUCUGAAGUCUCCUUUUCAAGGACUUUCAGCCAUCCCUGCUCAGGAUCAGGACAUUGGAGUUCAGAGCAUGUUUGCCAAUUCGAUGGCAGGCACCGGAAUACAGCUAAUAUUCGAUCCCAGGCAAAAUCCGCUGUAACUCCCAGAAAGAAUACGUCGCACCGAGCUGGACUGCCGUUGUCAGGCAUGAACGAUAAGAGGAAGCACGAGGCUUCAUCUCAAACAGAGGCAUGUGCAGAACCAGUAGAAAAAUCCAACGCAGCUGUGCAGUGUGACAUCAUCCAGAGCUGCCCCUGUAAAAGGGAGCUGUCCUUCGCCCACAGUGCUGAAAUGGUGACUUCGACUAGCAAGGUAGACGCCACUGGAGGGCAGAACGUUCCAGCAGAUAGUGCAGCCCUUCAGCCUCCAAAUAGCGAUUCUUUGUCGACUAAGAAUUUGUCUCCCGAAACAGAUGGUUUCAUAGUGGCAAGGUCAGCCUAG